AUGGAACGUCCAUUGGUGACGGUUGGAAUUGACGGCUCAGUCUACCGAUUUCAUCCAAAAUUUCCACAACUGCUCGACGACAAAAUAGCUGAACUCAUAGAUGAGAAUCUAAGGUAUAAACUGAUGUUGUCCGAAGAUGGUACUGGUAUUGGUGCAGCGGUCGUUGCAGCUGUGGCGACCCGAAUUUUAGAGCAAAGCAAAGACGAAGAAGGGCAACAAAAGAGCCAGAGAGAACCGGAACAAGAAAAUAAUACCGAUAACGAGUAG
Messenger RNA from Cooperia oncophora, 267 nucleotides. NCBI's taxonomy places the organism in Eukaryota, Metazoa, Nematoda, Chromadorea, Rhabditida, Trichostrongylidae. The record is from the annotation of a GenBank genome assembly.